AUGGAGAAGGACGGUCUGAGAGCCGACCAGCAGUACGAGUGCGUGGCGGAGAUCGGGGAGGGCGCCUAUGGGAAGGUGUUCAAGGCCCGGGACCUGAAGAACGGAGGCCGAUUCGUGGCGUUGAAGCGCGUGCGGGUGCAGACGGGCGAGGAAGGCAUGCCGCUCUCCACCAUCCGCGAGGUGGCGGUGCUGAGGCACCUGGAAACCUUCGAGCACCCCAACGUGGUCAGGUUGUUUGAUGUGUGCACUGUGUCACGAACAGAUAGAGAAACCAAACUAACAUUAGUGUUUGAACAUGUUGACCAAGACUUGACCACUUACUUGGAUAAGGUUCCAGAACCUGGAGUGCCAAAUGAAACUAUAAAGGAUAUGAUGUUUCAGCUUCUCCGAGGUUUGGAUUUUCUUCAUUCUCACCGAGUAGUGCAUCGUGAUCUGAAACCACAGAAUAUUCUAGUAACCAGCAGUGGACAAAUAAAGCUGGCUGAUUUCGGCCUCGCCCGUAUCUACAGUUUUCAGAUGGCUCUUACAUCAGUGGUUGUCACACUUUGGUACAGAGCACCAGAAGUCCUGCUUCAGUCCAGCUACGCCACCCCCGUGGAUCUCUGGAGUGUUGGCUGCAUAUUUGCAGAAAUGUUCCGUAGAAAGCCUCUUUUUCGUGGAAGUUCAGAUGUGGAUCAACUAGGAAAAAUCUUGGAUGUAAUUGGACUCCCAGGAGAAGAGGACUGGCCUAGAGAUGUUGCUCUUCCCAGACAGGCUUUUCAUUCCAAGUCUCCUCAACCUAUUGAGAAGUUUGUAGCAGAUAUUGAUGAACUAGGCAAAGACCUACUUCUGAAGUGCUUGACAUUUAAUCCAGCCAAAAGAAUAUCAGCCUACAGUGCCCUGUCUCACCCAUACUUCCAUGACUUGGAGAGGUUCAAGGAAAACCUGGAUUCCCAUCUGCCACCCAGCCAGAACAGCUCAGAGAUGACUACAGCUUGAUGUCUCAUCCACUACCUUGAGCUAAUCAUCUGGAGAGCCCAUUGGUGGCUUAUGGGCUCCUCCUGAGUAAGCCUUGCAGAGCUAUUGAAGAUCUUUGACUGGAGACCGUCUAACUGCCCCCCUUUUCAAUGGGCUCUGAGUCUCCAAGGAAACUGCCUAGUUUACUAUUUUGAAAUCAAUGCAAGAAUGAUUGCAGCUUUAUGUUCAUUUGUUUGUUUGUUUGCCUGUUUGUUUCAAGAAUCUGGAAAAACUCCAGAAGAGAAGCUGCUGACCAAUUGUGCUGCCAUUUCAUUUUUCUAACCUUGAAUGCUGCCAGUAUAAAGUGAGCAAUCCAGGCACAGCUGAGUUAUGUCACCUCUCUGCAGCUGCCAGAGCCUGAUUUGGUACUUGGUACUUUUGUAAUGAGAGAUAGAGGGGGGAGGGAGGGUGUGUGUGUGUGUGUAUGUGUGUGUGUGUUCCUUGUUUUUUUAAAGUGUUACUUUCUGUAAACAACAAGAGUAGUUGAAGUGUAAAGCAUCAAAGUGACUGAUAAAUUAUAGGCAUCUAUUGGCUGAAGGUGCCACUGAAUGAGCGUCUCAAAUGAGAAAAUUGACCCUGUGUUCUCAAUGUUUCUUUUCUGGCCAAAAGCAGUAAAAGAGAGGUUCACAAUCUUAAUGAAGUUCUUGUACAUAACAAAAAGAAGAAACAUCCUACUGUCUUCUAAGAGAUCUAUGUUUUAAAGCAUACAUUCUAAUUACUCUUCAGAAAGCUUGUAAGUCAAUUUAGUCCACGUAAUAUGCUUUACUAUUCCUUUUCAAAAAAAUUCCCUAUAAGCUUUUUAUUACUUGCUAUAGAUUUAGGGAGUGUACCUCAAAUAGUUAAAAUUAUUAAAAAAAAAAAAAAAGAAGAAUGCUUUGUUUUCGCAUUUGAGAUAUAUUUCCUUCUUGGCUUUUGUUGUUUUUGUUUUGUUUUGUUAUUUUAGGAUUUGUCAGAAACUGUUUCAUACUUUGGUUUGGAGCAUUCUCUUGGACUAGAAACAGGAAUACCAUUUAAUCUUUCCAUCCCUAUUAUACUGUACUUUUUCUACCAUGCACUGCCUUAUUUGCAAAGUACUAUCUUAUCUAUUCUCCAGUAUCUCCAAUUGUCUCCAAUAUGUGUUACUGUCAUUACAAAGCUAAUAAUAGAUUGCUUAAACUCUGCCCAUACACCUCCUGCUUUCUUUCCUUCAGUAAUCCUUUCUUAAAUAGACUCAGAUUAUAGUUUAUGGCUCCAGUUUGGCAGUCCUAAUAGGGGGUUCCUAUAUGCUCUUGUUCUAAUGCAGUCCCCCUAGGUGUCAUUUACUGUUGUUACCUAGGCAAUGGAUAGAAUUCUGACGGGCUCUUCUCUAUCACCAGCACAAAGAUUGCUUAAGACUGUUACUUGGUAUUUUACUUUUUUAGAACAUGUUUGCCAGUGUAGUAUUUGAGGAGAAAUCUUUCUAACUAUUUUUUUGGAAAUACAGAUUUACUUAAUUAUGACCCUUUCUCCAUCCCCCAGGCUGUGCUUGUUUCUAGUGUCUUGUGCUUACUCCUACUCUAUGGAGCCAGCCUGACCUGGGUAUUAUGAACAGCUUUACCUUUUUUUCUUGUCAUUCUCUCUACAGGACUUUAUAUUCCAUGCCAUCUCUGCCUUAUAUGUUGUUAGAAUUCAGUUGGCAUUAGUAGCCAGAAAACACAGAGAUUACAUAGCUUUGGGGAAAUUUAUCUAUCUUUGCUUUCUGACUCAUGUUUUGAGUGCAUGCAAUAAUUAAAUCAUGUCUUAGUGUUAGUAUUUUUAAAGAAGGGACAUUGUUUCACUUUGUAUAAAAUGUUCCAGAUGAUCUUUAUACACUAUGAAGUCUUACUGAAUUCUUCACAGUUUAGUGUUGUAUAAAAUGAUCUAUAAUAAGAGGAAAACUUGGUAACCUUUUCUCCUUGGCAGAUUUUUGAGUCAGGAACCAUUCUUUUUUUAGUACAUAUAUUGUUAAAUGUUUUAAUAUGUACAUACAUACAUUUUUAGUACAUAUAAUCUAACUUAAAGAGCAGGAAUUUUUUUCUAAAGCAAAAUAUUAGUGGGUCACAAGGAUGUUUUGUACUUUUUUCAUUGAUCACUAUUUGUCAUCUACACUGAUGCUUGAGAUAUAGUGAAUCCAGAGCAUUUAGUGCAAGGUGGAGUUGGAGUCUCCCUUGAGAAGUGGGUUCUGCCUUUCUUUUGACCCAGGGACAAAAUUCAAAGAACUAUACUAAGGUUGAGAAACUGAACUGUGACAUUGACUGCAGUGAUUCAUCAUGGGGUCUUCAGUUAGUAUCUGUGGUUAAAGUGAGCAUAAGUUUUUGCUUUUGCAAAAGUUUUUUACAAGUCCAAUAAAAAAAUCACAGCUGUUCCAAACUGGAAUUUUUCAGCAGUUUUCAGAAUUUUAAAUGAGCUCAGCUUUUCUUUCUAGCAUAUGCAUUUGGUUCAUUCCUUAGUAGUGUUUAUAGAUAAAAUUCAAAGCACAAAUAUUUUGGCAUUAGAUACUUAGCAAACUACCUACCCUUGGAGAGACAGAAUGAGGAUAUUUCAGUCUCUGAACUUUGUGAAGAGUUUAUCCCCACGCCACUCCCAUCGGUGCAGUUACACUUGAGUGAUUACUCUCUCAUUUUAUGUCUUUUACAUCUGGGUUCACUGCUUCUGAAAUUUAGAUCCCAAAUGAGCACCCUUGCCAUUGAGACACUUUGAAGCAUAUUGCAGAAUGCAGACUUACUGAAUACAGCUAUUCUUCUGUGACAUAUGGCCUCAGACAUCUUUACCAACAACUGGGCAGUAGUUAGCGGAAAAGGUCAUACUGACCCAAGGGUUAUACUGAAGCAGCUUAUAGCAGUAAAACUAUGGUGGCAGACUAGAGUUCAUUAAAAACAUAUCAAAAGAAUUAAAGUCAACUGGCAACUGUGCACUUAAUAUGUUCAAAAACAAAUUUUACAGAAAAGCACAACCAGCUACUAUUUCAGAGGCUGAGCCAAACAAACUAACACAGCCACGUGAAACUAAACUUGUCAUGCAAGCCCAGGUAUGCUUGUUGUUAUAUAUAUAUAUAUGGCAUUUGAUUCCUACCCCACCAGAAUUUUUGAAAAUUUGUGAAACCCAAAUCAUUCAUUGUAUACAUUCAAUAUAUUUAUACACAUGACUAAAAAGACAUGAUUUUAUCCACAAUGGAAAAUUUCUUGAGGCUACUAAAAAACCUGUCAAGCAAGGUAAAUUCUCAGAUUAGUAGUGGUGUUUUCCCUGAAAGCAUAAGAACAUAUCAUUAUUGUUUCUAAGUGCAGUUGUCACCCUAGUUUAGCAACGACCAAUUAUCACCCCAGUUUUACUACAACCUAUAUAUCAAGCAUUUCUAAAUUGAACUUUUUCAGGAAAUAAACCAAAAAUAUUGCUUUGGCUUUUUGCAUCUUCUGACUUUCAAAUACAGCAGACAUUUAGAAAGACAAGGGGCACAAUGAUUUUUUAAUACUUAUUCUCAGUUGCUUUUUUAAUGUUGCUCUAGGGAAUGAACUCAGAGCCUCUGAUCAGUAUCCAGGACCCAACUUUUCCUUUCUUAGAAAGAGAAAGAGAGGUGAGAGGAGAGAGAUGCCAGAGCAUAUCUUCUCUAUCCAUGGAGCUCCCCCUGACCCAUGCUGUCCAUGGUGCUCCCAUAUGGUGCCAGGCGUGAACCUAGGGCCUCACUCCAGAUAUGCACUCGACCAAGAGAACUAUCUUCCAGUCCUGAGUGCAUUGUUUUUUAAAGGAAGUAUACAUCUGCUUUUUAAAAUGCUUCCUUUGUCUUAGCAUUACCAGGGAGUUAAUAUAGAUAAAUGAAUAGAUGUCCAUCAACACUUGUAUUUCCUUGAUACUGGUGCUCUUUGUCGUCAAGAAAAAUAUUAGCAACUACCUAAAAAUAAGUACUGGAUUUUUUCAAAUAUUUAUUUAAGUUCUGUUACAGCAAUUUGAAACCAGUAAGGUAGAGAACAAAGGAAGCUUGUUUUUUCUUUCAAAUGUCUAUUUUUUAAAUUCAUAUUGUCCUAAUUGAUGGACUUUCUUGUUUAGUUCCACUGAAUUGCACAAGAUGGCACUUUCAAGGGGGAAAUCUGAGCAAAGCUGAGCAUUCUAGCUUUAUCCUUCUGCACAUAUUUAACUCUUGCCUAGUACUUGUUUUCAGAAUGAUCAGUCAUCUUCACAGUGCUCUGUAAGUUUCAUAUUUUGGUAGUUAACUAGUUCCUGAAUCAACUGUCUGCAAGUACAUUGUUCUUGGGGAUAUGUCAUAUGACCAUAUUGACCAUCUAUAUACAUAAAGAAAAGCUGACCAUUUAUUCAAGAAACAUUUUGAGAUAACUAAUAACUUCACUUUUUUAGGUGAAGAAGUUAAAGAGAUGGGCAUACUUAUUUCUGCCCCCCCCCCCCCAAAAAAAAAAGCAACAUUCAUCUGUGAGCAGGAUUCUUCUGUUAGGAGUGUAAAACUUCCAUUGGCCCUAGCCAAAAUACCCAUCCCAAUUUUCUAAGUCUCUUUCCUCAACAGUAUCAAAAUUUAGGAGAAAGGAAAUUACAGUAUUUUUUUGGAGUUUUCUUAGCAUAACAUAACAGAAAGCAGCUUACUAUCUCUGAAUGGCAGGGACUUCAUAGUAUCAGCUUUCUUCAGAAUUGCAAUAGGCAAAUCUCCCUAACUCAUACUGACUCAAAAAUAUCACACCUACAAUGGACUAUCACAGAGUUCAGAAAUUGUCAGCCUCAGUCCUCUGCUUUAUUUUAUCUCUUAUGUGAAAGGUUUAAUUCAAACCUCAAAUUAUUAAUGGGCUGGUCUGAACUCUCUGUUUGCCCAUGUCCAUAAUUUAAUAACCACCUGAAACCUUGGGGUACAGUUUCCCUACCCCCUUGGCAGAAGAGUGGCAGUGGACAGAGCUGCUUGGACCCACCUGUCACUCAACUGGAAGUGCUGUGAAUGAGGUAUCCGUUGGGGGGUGGGGGUGUGCUGUCCAAAGCCUGCUGCUUUCUCAGAAGCAUCUGUUCUUCAAUCUUAGAAAAUAAUGUGGUCCUAGAGGCAAAUAGGUGUCUUCUGUGCAAAACUGAGUACAGUACAAUUCUCUGUCCUGUAUGGAGCUGUCUGCAAAGCAUCUCUGAAGCUUUUAAGCUCAGCUUUUUUUUUUUUAAGGUGUAUAAUUACAGCAAAUAUUCUUUUUUUUUUUUUUUUACUUUCUGUCAUUCUACAUAAAUGAUAACUUAUGCCUGGAAAGAUCUGUGUUUUUGUUUUUUUUAGCAGAGGGGGGAUGGGAAUUUGGUUUACUUUCUGCUUCAGCCUCAGUUGUCAAGAGUUCCUGACUCGAUAAUUUCUCAUGUCUUCUUCCCCUUUUUUUCUUUCAACAAGUAAUUAUGUAAGCAAUUUAUUUCACCUAGGAAGAACUCUUCCUGUUUAAAGGACUCUUUUCUGUUAGUUAGAAAGCAAAUGAUCAACCACUUGGAGCUUCGAUUGUCAUAGUUAGGUUUUAAUAAAGGGGACACAUAACUUUAGAUUUUGCUGCCAGGAACUAUGACUAUAGCACUUAUCAGCAGAUGUAGAGCCUACCAUUAUUUAAAACCUAAUUCUCUGUGGUGUCCAGCCAAAUUCCAUUGAUAGCCUUAGGUUUUAGUCCUGAAGCUACUCUUUGUAUCCUUACUUGAAUGUCUCUGUAAUCUUCUGUGAAAUACAAUAGUAUGUAUUUCCAAGCAGUAGCUCUGUAAUCAUCAACACUCAAAAUUUGAAGUUUCUGAAUGAUGACAAUAGAUACCAGUAGAAAUGCAUUUCUUGAACUCCCCAAGUACAUUGUAUAUCUUCUCAGUUUGGUCUUUAUUUGCAGUAAUGUAUACAUUAAUAUCACAGUUCCUCACUUCAUACUCAUUUAUUUGCUGAUGACUAGUAGUAAGCAUAUUAGUUGGCACAUGGGGUAAAAUGUAUCAACUAACCCUAAGAUCAGCACUUAAUAAGGUUGGGAAUUUCCAUAUCAAGUUGUUCUACAUUUACAUAAAUUAUUUCUAAUAUUAUUCAUGUGUAUUAUUUAUUUCUGAGUCUCACUAGUCCUGUAAAAGUGUAACUGAAGACAGACCACAUUAAGAAUUGCAUUUUAACAUUCAUUAUCAUGGUAUUGAUGGAAUUGAAAUAAAAAUUUACCUAAACCCCCAAAGAAACUUCAUGCAUUUUAACAUAAUUAUUUACAGAUAGUUAUACUAUAGGUGUAAUAAUUUUAUGUCUAGCUGCUUUGUGGUAGAUAAAAGAAUUAAAGCUAAGGACUUUGUAGUUCUUUUGUCAAAUAUGCAUACAGCAUAGUGUGAAGAUUAAAAAAAAAAAAAGAUAAAAAGAAAACUAAAGAUGUAAAAGCUUCAGAUACUGCUUUAAUUUAGAAACUCACCAGAUAAGCAGUGGAGUAGUUACGAGGCAUACACAGGUGCCUAGGCAGUGUUUCCUCCUUUCUGGCCUUGAGUAGAAGCUUCCCCCAUGCCAACUAGUGCCCUCAUAGGUGCAGUAGUGAGAACAGUCAGGUCAAAAGAAGUUUCUGUAGAAGUACAGAUGUCAGUUUGUGUCUUGAGGUUGCCAGAAUGUGUCAGAUGGUAACCAAGUUUCCUCGUAUCAAGUUGUGUGGUUCUGUGCAGGAUCAAUCCAGUUUGGUAAUGGAAACAAAGAUUGCCUGUCUUGUAGUUGACAAUGGGAUUUUAGCAGCCUAGAAUCUCCAACACUUCGCAAGCUUGUUGCAUUGCUGGUACUUUAGGUUGAUCUGAAAGUUAAAUGGCAAGUGUUUAGUGUAAUAGAGUAGUGUGUUAAGAAAAGUACAACAUUGGUUCCCAUAGAAUGCAGAUUAGAACUAGAGGGUUUUGUGGGUUUAUCCGUUCCUAGAUGCAUAGAAGCACGUUUUCACUGUUAAAUGUACUAGUGUUUCUGCAUUCUUGUAGGCCCUUGUGAAAUUUUUCAUCUAGGUUUCAGCAAGGCUGUCACACCUUAUAAGCUUUUUACUUUAUUUUUACUUAUAUUAGAAAAAAAUUUUUUUUUAAAUAGCUAUCUUAACUUGGACUUUGACUUGUUGGUUUCUGUUUGAAAUCACAGUUCUGGAGAUGUAGAAAUUGUGCCUGCUGAUGUCACAUACUAAUCUAGGUAGGCUGUGUGAACCUGCCCAAGCUCACCAGUACUCCCCAACCCCUUUCUUCCUCCCUUCUUCCCACCGAAGUGCUCUUUACCCACCAUCCUGGCCUGUUCAUGUGGUGCUCUCCAUCUUCUUCUGCUGUUCUUUGUGUCAGGCACAUGAUAAGAGAUGCUUUAGGCAUUACAGUUGUGCCUGUUCAGGCUUGGCCACCACCCUUAUUUGACCUUCGGCUGGCCAUGGUCAUCAAGAGAGGGUCCAGGUGCUGGGUGCAGAGUGUGCUCACAGCACCUAUUACGAAUGCCCUCUGGUAGCUGCAUAUACUUCUUGAUUUCUUUUUCAACCAAGUUAUUCUGCAGAGCAUUCAAUUUUGAUUGUGCUAUAGAGAGAAAAACUAACCAAGAAUACAAAGCCACAUUCCAGGCUGCUAUAUUCUAUCCAUUUCCAACCUAUGCUUUUACUGCAUUUCUUCAUACUUGAAACAUCCUGUAAUUAUAAUAUCAGGGUACAGAUUUUUAUGGGUGCAUGUUCCUUAAAGGUGCAAAAUUAUUUCCAUUCCGUUUGCUCACAUGGCUACAAAAUGCUGUUUUUGGUGCUUUGGGUUCAGCAGGUCAAAGAAGCAGUGUGGAAAUUCACUGCCUGGAACAGUCUUACAAGAAUGUUGGCUGGUGACUUGGUAUAGAUACUGCUUCUGCGCUUUUCUUUGUAUAUAAAAUUGAGUACCACUGGUCUGUCGGGUUCACCUGAUUUAUCCUUCCUCCCCAAUUAUAGAUAGCUUAUGCUACCCUAGUUGCGGGUGCAGUGCCAUUCUCUGGAAACAGGAACCUUUCUAUACGUCGCGAUCAUUUAAACCUCAAAGAAAAUGGUCUCGAAUGUAGAAAGGGGCAAAAUGGGAAGAAUCCUUUCAUUUAGCUGUCACCCUUUUAUUCCAUACUGAAAGCCCUCUUAAGGCAAAAAUAAAAUAAAAUAGUGGAUUUUAUCUAUAAAAUUAGCCACUUCAUAGCACCCUGAGCACAGUGAUCUUGCAUCCCUCUUUCACAUAGGUGAAAUCAAAAUUUGCCUGGGCUUUUCUCAACUAAAAAGGAAAAUGGAAAAAUUAGUCUUUGUAUCAUGUGACAUAAGUAAUCCAAGGAUCAUGAAAACUUACAUUAAAUAAUCUAUCACUAGAAAUCUGUUUUAAAAGGAGCUCAAAUCUCCCAGUGCCCUCCUAUCUAGUCCCUCCUAUCUCUCCAUCACCCAGAGUCUUUUUCUUUUGUUCAGAACACAGUGCACAGUGGUGAAGGAGGACUUAAAUUAGUGGUAAAGGUUGUGUGCAGACACUGUAAUGUACUCAUGUGACCUAUCAAUCAUUAUUUCCCUCAUAAAGAGAGUUGGAUGGAGGAGUGUGUAACUCAAAUAAAGGAUGUUAUAGUCCAGGGUUUCUGAGGUCUGAAGUAUCCAUGCUAGCCUGUGCCUUACUCUAAGACUGCCUUGGAACGGUAUAACUGUUUAUGGUGACUGUUGCUAUGGAAGAUGUAGCAUGUCAGAAAAUUCAGAGGGUUGCAGUUGUUUCAUUCUUUGGAUACUGGAUAUCUCACUGGGUGCUAAAAUGCAAAUUUAGGUAUUUAUUGUCAGAUCAUGGAAUUCAUCAUUUUCUAAGAAUUGGUAUUGAAAUUUCACUGUCCAGUUCAUUGUGCUCACAUAUGCACAAGCUAAAUUGAAGCUUAAAAAUGGUUUGUGUAUUUGUCAUACUUUUGUAUUUCUUACAAUAAAUAUAUUGGUAGCAAAUAAAAACAAUAAAACCAGACAUUUUAAACU
Messenger RNA from Erinaceus europaeus (western European hedgehog), 9884 nucleotides. It is a transcript of the gene CDK6, whose product is annotated as cyclin dependent kinase 6. Gene Ontology annotation, molecular function: cyclin-dependent protein serine/threonine kinase activity; ATP binding; cyclin binding. Lineage: Eukaryota; Metazoa; Chordata; Mammalia; Eulipotyphla; Erinaceidae. The transcript is spliced from 7 exons. The coding region runs from base 1 to 978 and encodes 325 amino acids. Gene Ontology annotation, biological process: regulation of G2/M transition of mitotic cell cycle; protein phosphorylation; cell dedifferentiation. Gene Ontology annotation, cellular component: nucleus; cyclin-dependent protein kinase holoenzyme complex; cytoplasm. The record is from RefSeq and is a predicted model, not a curated record.